AUGGGGUCGUGCCAAUCUGCGGGGCUCCCGGGGAAGGGCGGUGUCGGGGAUGACGGUUCGGAGGCGUGCCCGACGGUGUUCGAGCUCGAGCGGACCGUCGAGAAGAGGCGCGGGGCGGCCACUAGGCUCUACGUCAACCUCGUCAACCUAGAGUUCCGACGCGGCCUCUUCGAGGUCUACCAAAGGGGGUACGCAGAAGAGGGGGGCACCGGUGAGGGGGAGGGGGGCGACGAGGGCGGCGACGGCGAGGAGGACGGGGAGGGCGGGUGCGGAGAGGACAGGGGCCGCGGUAGCGGGCAUGAAGUUGACUCCAUAGCAAUCGCUGGGAAUCCCUCUGCUGCUGCCGCUGCUGCUGUUUCUGCUUCCGCUGCUGCCGCAAGGAAAAAGAAGAGGGUAGAAGGAAGCACAAGCUUCGUUGCGACGCACAAGUGUACCGGCACGGCGUACUCUGUGAGGGAGGUGGAGGUGCCAGCUAGCCGAAGCGCCAGCGAGGUGGACGAUCUGUGGCGAGGCUUCGAUGCACAGGCGGCGCUGGAUCACCCCAACAUCAGCCGGCUUCAAGAAAUAUUCUGCUCGGAGGGGCACUACUACGUUGUGACAGACCUGUGCAGCGGUGGCGACCCCAUGGAGCGUUUGGCGGCACAGGGGAGGACCGCGUUCGAGGAACGGGAAGCUGCCGACCUGGUCAGGAAAAUCGCGAGCGCUUUGAGUCACUGCCAUUCUGAGGGCGUGGUUCACGGCAACCUGCGGAUGGAAUCCUGCCUGUUCGAGGACGAGGGGAGGUGGGCUGACGUCAAGGUCGUCGACGCAGGCCUAGCUCUCCCCUCGCUUCGGCAACGUUCGCGAUCUCACGGUGCCUCCGGGCGUUCCAUGGCAGGGUUAGGGUUGGGAUCCGACAUAUCCAAGAGCAUGAGCAUCACUGGUUCGAAAAAGGGAGUGAAAAUCGGGUGGUACCUGCCCCCGGAGGCUCGAAAUGGAGGCGUUUGCAAAGAGGCGGGAGACAUGUGGAUGCUGGGCGCUCUGGCUUGGCAAGUGCUGACGGGACCUCUGCCGCAGCCGGGUAUGUCGCAGCAGGCGGGGUGGGCGACCAUCAUGCUCGGGAAGCCCUCGUUCAAGAGUGCGGGAUGGGCCAGCCGGUCGCCGGAGGCGGUGGACUUCGUGUCGCGGCUGGUCCAGGAGAGCUGCGUGAUGCGCAGGGUCGGGCUGCGACUCGUGGGCCGCACGCUGCAGGCGGCGAGGCUGCCUCCCGUUAAGCAGGCGUUUCGGCUGCUGGAUCCUUGCGGCAACGGAUAUAUCACUCAAGACGCCCUUGCCGAGGGCCUGAGAGGUGCACCGUAUGCGCGCAGCAUGAACGGGGGACCCGCCACUAGCACCGACCAAGCUGAGCCUUCAGGCACGGCUUCAGGGCCGAGGGUGGCAGCGGCGGCGGCGGCGGCGGCAGACACGGUGGAAGUGGAGCACGCUAAGCUCGCACGCGAGAUCUUCGAAGCGAUGGACGCGGAAGGGUCUGGUCGCGUCGGUUUCAGCGCGUUUUUGGCGGCGUGUUUGGCCGGGCGGCCCGCGGAUGAGGCGGGGGCGAGAGUGGCGUUCAGCUGGCUGGACAGGAGGGGAAAGGGCGCCAUCAACGCGGGGGACCUUAAGCUGGUCACGGGGGACGUCUUGCCCCGGCAAGAGCUUGAGGACGCGUUCUCCGACGGCCACGACGCGCUGGACCUAAUGAGCGCCUCCAGCGCGGGCCCGGUCGGCGCGGCGAUGAGGGAGAUGGAACCCGCGCCGCCCUUUUCUGAGAGGGUGCCAACCAUACCGGCGGCGGACAACGCCACGAGCGUGGGCAAGAAGCCCAUGGUUGCUGCGGCCGCGAAAAAGCAGGAAACGGUGGCGGCCGCGGGAGGCGGUGGUGUUGUUGACGGGGAGGGAGAUGAGGAGAUUUUGGCGCCGGGAAUCGAGACAGCAGUGGUAGCGGCGGCGGUGGCUGGGGCUGCGGCAGUGGGUACGUCCGUCGUCGGGCGGGCAUCGACAUCGAGAUCUGGAUGAGGAUAAGGGUUCGGUGACAGAGCGGAAGGAAGAGAGGGGUGGGAGGGGGGGGUAGAAACGGUAUCCUGGGCAUGGGGGGGGGGGGUUGAGGCACCGCCAGGGGAAGCAAUUUCAGGGGCUGCGACGACGAUAGCGGUCUGGAAAUAUGGAGAGGAAGGCUAGUGGAGGGCAGCACGCUAUUAAUAGUGCUGGCGGGCGUGGUGGUUGGAUGUUGACAUUUUCGUUUUUGGUGUUUGCGGUGUGUGGUUCAGGAAUCUUGUAAGAAGUCUGCCACACCCUGGAUCCGAUCCGACUUGGCCUGCUCCCCUGCUGACACAUUUGACGUUCUCGGUACCAGAGCAGAGUAUCGGUGGCAGCUGUUUUUCGAAGCAGGAUUAUCGUUGUUUAUGUGUUGGCCGCUAUGGCAUCCUACACUGCCUGCUGCACUUUUCAAUUUAAGACUAGUAUGAAACGUAUGUACGGAGGGUCUCCCUCUGUUGGUGAGGCUAUUCAAUGUGUUAGCAUUAUCGGCAACACGGAUGGUACUAGCAGCAGGAAUUGCCGACUUCGCAUCACUUGUGAGGUUGGGGAUAUGUACUUCAUGCACCAGGCUCACCGUGUUGAUCACUACUCCACGAGUAUAUGUCAGGCGAUGUGUUCGAGGGUCGCUCGAACCGAAAGUUUGAAUUGAUGUAUGUUUGCCUGGGUUGAUGAAGCCUUGUUACUCUCGGACUUGAACCCAUUGGUUGGGUAACAGGAUUCAAGCAGGCGUCCGCGGAGGGAGGGAUAUAGACUGGAUCAGGGUGUGGGUGGCAGUCCACAACGGGACCCUGGUGUCUGCAAGCACCUUGCAACUGCUGCAUAUUCCGCGUAUUGGUGCUGGGGUCGUGGUUGCGUGUUACCUGUAGGGUUAGUUGUUGGCUGCCCCUCGGCUUCUUGGGUGUUGUUCAUCUCUUGAGAUGUCGGUCGGGUACUGUCGUGUGUCACUGCUGUCACUGUCACUCUUGCACUGGUGAUGAGUCUGUCUGGGUGACCUGUGUAGUUAGAUGGUGUGUGCAUACAUAGACAUGAACAUAGAUAAUCACUGCGAGGGUCAGCUUUUCUCAAUUGGACUGUACGUGGAUAGACUCAGGCAGGUUUCUCGGGGGGUUCGUUGUUCGGUUGGCUUGGGCUGGCUGUUGUGUGUUGCACUGAGCGGAGAAGAAUCCCACUUUUCGCUCUUUGUUUCUGCCGGCCGAUCGACUGUCGUCCUACCCAUUGGGCGUGUCCGCAGCUAGCGGCGAAACAGCUCUCUGCCUGUAGUUUGGUUGUCAUUGGUUGUUGACUCUAGAGACGGCCGGAUGCGGCUGUUCCAUGUGGAGGUAUCAUUCGGCGUUUUCCUGAAGGGCGGAUAAAAUGUGGCAAGAGCUCCGCGGUUUUCAAUUUUGUUGUUUUGGACGCAAGGUGUGCUGCGGUUGGCGGGCGGUGCUGGCUGCCGUACGUGCGUUUGAUUUGAUGUCUGUCGAGAGUUUUUGGGUGGCCGGGUCGUGAUGUAGAGAGAACGAGCGAGCACGCGGGUGGAGUGCUUGCGGCGAUUCUUCCAGGACGUGCUUGGUCGUAACCGGCGAUUUUUGGGGUGGUGUUGGACGAAUUGUUUUUUGUAGUUCCGAGGAUAGAAAAACGGAAGAACGAGGUGAUGAUAGACGGACCCGAAAUAGACGGGUGGGUGUUUUUUUUUUGCUUUAUUUAGAAGUAUUCUAGUAUUCUAAUUUUUUUGGGUUCCUCCCACGGAGGCCCGAGGUCCUUGAUGUUCAGUUUUGAAUACGGCGGUUUCACUUUUUUUGCCGUGAAACGGUUGUUUGAUAAACUGCUGUAUGUAACUGCUUAGCGCUGGCUCAUUCCUGUCCUGAAGAUGUGUAGGUGUUGGAGGCUGUCCGGCGGCAUUCGGUCGGUUUUUGGUCUUGAGGUGGAGAGCGCACCAGAAGCGUGUGAUGUGAUGUGAUGAGAUGUGUGAUGAGAUGU
Molecule: messenger RNA, 4014 nt
Organism: Ectocarpus siliculosus
Lineage: Eukaryota; Phaeophyceae; Ectocarpales; Ectocarpaceae
Source: the annotation of a GenBank genome assembly